CACUCGACUCUCUACCACCUUCCAUCGUUCUUGCGAAUCCCUAGAUCAUGGCCGAGGAAAAGUACGAGUUGAUCACUCGCAGGCUUGGAGAGGUGUUGUCGGGGGAUAUCAUCAAAUCGAUCUUGUCCGAGGGCAGAAAUCCCAAAGGAUACUGGGGGACGGCCACUACCGGAAGACCCCACAUCGGUUACUUCGUUCCGUUAACCAAGAUCGCUGAUUUCCUUCAAGCCGAUGUCGAGUUGACAGUCUUGUUCGCUGACAUCCAUGCUUUCCUCGACAACAUGAAAGCACCUUUCGAGCUGGUCGGCCAUCGCGCGAAUUACUACAAGUUUAUCAUCAAAACUGUUCUCAAAUCUCUCGGGAUUUCACUCGACAAGCUCAACUUCCGUCUGGGCUCCGAUCAUCAGUUGUCAAAAGAGUUUAACAUGGACAACUACCGUCUUUGCGCUACCGUCACAGAACACGAUGCCAAGAAGGCUGGUGCCGAGGUGGUAAAACAAGUGGAAAGCCCACUCCUGAGUGGGCUGCUGUACCCAGGGCUACAGGCGCUGGAUGAAGAAUAUCUCGGAGUUGACUUCCAAUUCGGUGGUAUUGACCAACGCAAGAUUUUCACCUUUGCAGAACUGUACCUGCCUCGACUGGGCUACAAGAAACGUGCUCACCUCAUGAACACGAUGGUACCGGGUCUUGCAGGCGGCAAAAUGUCUGCGUCCAACCCCAACUCGAAGAUCGACUUUCUCGACACUGCAGAAGCUGUCCGCAAGAAGAUCAAGCUUGCGUUUUGCGAAGAAGGAAACGUCGCCGAGAAUGGAAUCUUGUCGUUCGUCGAGGCUGUCAUCAUCCCCAUCAGCUUGUUGAGGAUCGAAAACAAGCUGCGCGGUGGUUCGAUUCUGGACCCGUCCGCGCCUGACCUGAAGCCGUUCGCGCCUGAUGAUGCACCGGAGGGAACAGUGUUCGCCAUCGAACGGGACGAGAAGUUUGGCGGACCGUCGUACUACAAGACAUUCGCUGAAUUGAAAGAAGACUUCGCUGAGAAAAAGGUCCAUCCCAAAGAUCUCAAAACAGCGGUUUCCACCGCGAUCAACCGUUUGCUGGAACCCAUCCGGCAGGCAUUUGCUGCAGACGAGGAGGCUCAAAAGUUGGAGAAACUGGCUUACCCUGAUCCCAAUGCCAAAGAGAAGAAAGUGAAAAAGGCCCACGUUUACCACCCUCCGCCACCGGGUAAAGGCAAGACUGCGCCGGCCGCCCAGGCAGAAACAGCUCACUCUACUCAGGAAGCAGCAAAGCAGGAGACAGCAUAGCAAUGCAAGGGGAGCACUUGUAAUGUUGCUAUAGAUUUACAAGUAGAUGAUGAUAUACAAUGUGAAAGUAUAUGCGAGGAGCGAUUACAUAGUACAU
Molecule: messenger RNA, 1398 nt
Organism: Mycena citricolor
Lineage: Eukaryota; Fungi; Basidiomycota; Agaricomycetes; Agaricales; Mycenaceae
Source: the annotation of a GenBank genome assembly